AACAAGGGGGCAGCGAUGCACAAGGAGCUGUAUCUGAAACAUGGAGCACACAGGGAGUUUUUAGGGGGUUCAAGGAUUUUUUGGGGGGGGGUCCAGGAGGCCUCAGGGGAUUUUGGGGUCCCCUCCUUGACCCCCCCUGUGCCCCCCAAGUCCUCUCAGGGUGGGGGACACCGGACGCUGCUCUACGGCCACGCCAUCCUGCUGAGACACUCUCACAGCGGCAUGUACCUGAGCUGCCUGACCACCUCCCGCUCGGUCACCGACAAGCUGGCCUUCGACGUGGGGCUGCAGAAGGAUGCAGCAGGUGAGGCGUGCUGGUGGACGAUGCACCCGGCGUCCAAGCAGCGCUCGGAGGGGGAGAAGGUUCGGGUGGGAGACGACCUGAUCCUGGUCAGCGUGUCCUCGGAGAGAUACCUGCACCUCUCCACGGCCUCCGGGGAGCUGCAGGUGGACGCCUCCUUCAUGCAGACCCUGUGGAACAUGAACCCCAUCUGCUCGGGCUCCGAGGAAGGUUUUGUCACCGGCGGCCACGUCAUGCGCCUGUUCCACGGCCACAUGGACGAGUGCCUGACCCCCACGGCCCCCGAGCAGGGCGAGGAGCGCAGCGUUGUCAACUACGAGGGUGGCGCCGUGUGCGCCCACGCCAGGUCCCUGUGGCGCCUGGAGCCCCUGCGCAUCAGCUGGAGCGGGAGCCACCUGCGUUGGGGACAGCCCUUCCGCCUGCGCCACGUCACCACCGGCCGCUACCUGGCGCUGACCGAGGCCACCGGGCUGGCCAUGGUGGAGGCCAGCGCGGCCAACACGCGCGUGGCCACCUUCUGCUUCCGGGCCUCCAAGGUGGGAGUGUCACUGCAUCCCAGGAGCCUGGACAGCCUCCAGGGCCGCCCCCGGGGGUCUCCGCCGCCCCCCCUGCCCAUCGCCGGCGUCAUCCUGAGCCUGCGGGACCUGAUCGGGUACCUGGAGCCGCCGCCCCCCGAGCUGCGGCACGAGCAGCGCCAGGGCCGCCUGCGGGCGCUGCGGGCCCGCCAGAGCCUCUUCCAGCAGGAGGGCAUGCUGACCCUGGUGCUGAGCUGCAUCGACCGCCUGAGCGCCUACAGCACCGCGGCGCAGUUCGGGGAGGCCGCGGGCGAGGAGGCGGCGGCCGCCUGGAAGGAGAUCGUCAACCUGCUCUACGAGCUGCUGGGUGGGGCCCGGGGGCAGAUCCGGGGGGCUGGGGGGCAGAUAUGGGGGCGGUGCAUCCUGGAGGUGCUGUACUGCGUGCUGAUCGAGAGCCCCGAGGUGCUGAACAUCAUCCAGGAGAACCACAUCAAGUCCAUCAUCUCCCUGCUCGACAAGCACGGCCGCAACCACAAGAGCCCCGAGGUGCUGAACAUCAUCCAGGAGAACCACAUCAAGUCCAUCAUCUCCCUGCUCGACAAGCACGGCCGCAACCACAAGGUGCGCGGGGCUGCCGGCCCGGGUGGGCUCAGGUGUGCCCUCAACUAUCCCCAGGUGUGCUCAGGUGUGCCCACGUGGGCCCAGGCUGUGACCCCCCCCGGUGUCUGUGGGGUCCCUGUGGUGGGUCUGUGGUCUCUCUGGUGGGUCUGGGGUCCCCGCGGUGUCUGUGACCCCCCGGUGGGUCUGGGGUCCGCAGGCAUCCUGGAGGUGCUGUACUGCGUGCUGAUCGAGAGCCCCGAGGUGCUGAACAUCAUCCAGGAGAACCACAUCAAGUCCAUCAUCUCCCUGCUCGACAAGCACGGCCGCAACCACAAGGUGCUGGACGUGCUGUGCUCGCUGUGCGUCUGCAACGCCGUGGCCGUGCGCUCCAACCAGAACCUGAUCACCGAGAACCUGCUGCCGCGCCGCGACCUGCUGCUGCAGACCGGCCUGGUCAACUACGUCACCAGCGUGCGCCCCAACCUGUUUGUGGGGACGGCGCCGGGCUCGACGCAGUUCCGCUGCUGGUACUUCGAGGUGGCCGUGGAGCGGGCCCAGCCCUUCGUCACCGCCGUGCCCACCCACCUGCGCGUGGGCUGGGGGGCGGCCGGGGGCUUCCGGCCCGCCCCGGGGGGCGGCGCAGGCUGGGGGGGCAACGGCGCCGGCGACGACCUCAACUCCUUCGCCUUCGACGGCCUCCACCUGUGGACAGGGGGUGUCCCCAAGGCCGUGGGGUCACCCCAACGCCGGGCUCUGGCCGAGGGGGACGUGGUCAGCUGCUGCCUGGACCUGGGGGUCCCCAGCGCCUCCUUCCGCCUCAACGGGGCCCCGGUCCAGGGGGUCCUCGAGGGCUUCAACCUCGACACCCUCUUCAGCCCCGUGGCCAGCUUCUCGGCGGGGGUCCGCCUGCGCUUCCUGCUGGGGGGCCGGCACGGCGAGUUCCGUUUCGUGCCCCCGCCCGGCUACGCGCCCUGCGCCGAGGCGCUGCUGCCCCGGGAGCGGCUGCGGCUGGAGCCGCUCACCGCCUACCGGGGCUCGGCGCCGCCCGGAGCCCGCAGCCUCCUGGGGCCCAGCCGGGCCCUGCCCCACACCGCCUUCACCCCCUGCCCCGUGGACACCUGCCAGGUGCGCGGGGGGAAAGGGAGGGGGGAUUUGGGGGCAUUGGGGGGGAUUGGGAUAGGGUUUUGGGGGGAUGGAGGUGUUUUUGGGGUGCCCCAGGUCCGCGACGACGUGCAGCGGCUGCACCCCUGUUUGCUGAGCUUCCACAGCCUCCCCGAGCCCGAGCGCGGCUACAACCUCCAGAUGUCGGGGGAGACCCUCAAGACGCUGCUGGCCCUGGGCUGCCACGUGGGGAUGGCGGACGAGAAGGCUGAGGAGAACCUGAAGAAGAUCAAACUGCCCAAAACGUACACCAUGUCCAACGGGUACAAGCCGGCGCCGCUGGACCUGUCGCACGUGCGGCUGACGCCGGCGCAGCUGACGCUGGUCGAUCGCCUGGCCGAGAACGGCCACAACGUCUGGGCCCGGGACAGGGUCCAGCAGGGCUGGACCUACAGCACCACCCAGGACAUCAAGAACAAGCGGAACCCGCGGCUGGUCCCCUACAACCUGCUGGACGAGGGGACAAAGGCCACCAACCGCGAGAGCCUGUGCCAGGCCGUGCGGACCCUGCUGGGCUACGGCUACAACAUCGAGCCCCCCGACCAGGAGACGCCCUCGCAGGGAGUGCCCCCGGGGGGUCCCCGCGCCCCCCGGCCGCGGCUGUUCCGCGCCGAGCGGGGCUCUGCCGUGCGCAGCGGCCGCUGGUACUUCGAGUUCCAGGCGGUGACGGCCGGCGAGAUGCGCGUGGGCUGGGCCCGGCCCCGGCUGCGCCCCGACACCGAGCUGGGCGCCGACGACAUGGCCUUCGUCUUCAACGGGCACCGG
Molecule: messenger RNA, 3342 nt
Organism: Pyrgilauda ruficollis (rufous-necked snowfinch)
Lineage: Eukaryota; Metazoa; Chordata; Aves; Passeriformes; Passeridae
Product: ryanodine receptor 1-like
Exons: 22
Biological process (GO): calcium ion transmembrane transport
Cellular component (GO): sarcolemma; sarcoplasmic reticulum membrane; Z disc
Molecular function (GO): ryanodine-sensitive calcium-release channel activity; protein binding
Source: RefSeq, a predicted model, not a curated record